Messenger RNA from Neodiprion fabricii, 6337 nucleotides. RefSeq lists its product as uncharacterized. The record is from RefSeq and is a predicted model, not a curated record. Gene Ontology annotation, molecular function: acyltransferase activity, transferring groups other than amino-acyl groups. Bases 186 to 5963 code for a protein of 1925 amino acids. NCBI's taxonomy places the organism in Eukaryota, Metazoa, Arthropoda, Insecta, Hymenoptera, Diprionidae. The transcript is spliced from 13 exons.
GAUGAUGCCAUAUGCUCUAAUUCUGUGGGUCCGUCGUGCAGCGACCAGUCGGGAACAGCUUGGUGGUUGCGCUUCUGGGAGUUUAGUUCUGGUGUGUAGUUUGUGUGAUCGGUCCAGCAUUAAACGGCAGAGUAAGUCGCAGGGUAAACACAGUGCCAGCGGGUCAAUGCGAAGGUGAUGGAGCUAUGACUGCGCCCGCCAUGGGCAUGGUUCACCUUCUCCAAGCAGGCUGCGGAGUUCAGCUGGCUAGGAUUCUGUUUCUAGUGUUGGCGUUGGCUUCACUACUGUUUCUGAUCCCGGAUGGCGUGGGUGCGUUCCGUAUUCGAGACGGCGGCGGUUCAGCUUCUAUCGAGCAAACGCGAACCUCGUGCAAUCCCCUCUUCGGCAAGUGCGCUCAUCAUAAAACGUCCGGAUUGUCAGCCACCACCUCGUCGUCCCCCAUAAUCGGGUUACGCAGGAGAUUCGAGGGUGCAACCGCAUUCCCGUCACGUCCGACGAAAAGUCAACCACUUGUUGAAGAGUCGGGUGAAGUGCGUGACAAUGAUCGAGCACAUGCGGGUGCUUCCAGUUACGUCAAGUCAAAGUUCGAAAAAGUGGCAAGUGUUAAGGUUCCGGAUGUCGUUAGAGCUCAGCUCAGGAAUUCCGCUGUGACAAAAGCUGCUGCUAGUGGUUUUGCCCGGAGUAGCAUUCAGUCGAAGUCUUACUCUGGAAAUUCUUACGAGGAUGACGAUGGCACGAUAGAGACUGAGGAGAACAAGGAUGAUAACGACGAUAGCGAAGACUAUGAUGAAGAAAAUGACGAUGACGAUGAAGAUCGCGAUGACACUGAUGGCGAGGAAGAAAAUGACGGUGAGGAUGGAAAUGAAGACGAAGACGAAGAUGUCGAGAACUAUUCCAAAGAUGAAGAAGGAAGUCAAACAGAAUCGGAAGAAGAGAUUAAGGAUGACGAGGCCACCAAAUCCAGUGAAAAUGAGGACGAUGACGAAGAUGCUGACUAUGGACGAAUAAAAGUCGAAGACGAACAGGUUCUCGGCUCAAAUAACGAGGAUGUUGAAAGUGCUGAGUCUGUGGAAGAUAAACACAUCAGAAUAAAGCACGAAGCUAAAAUUGCGAAGCAGGAUAUGCCAAGUGAUAAAAUGAGCAUAAAAGUUACUCCUGUGCAUCACAUGUGGUCCAUUGAAAAUAGUACAAGGCAGAGCAUUGAAGAUAUCGAAAAAUUAAUAACAGCAGACAGUACGGGACAAAGCAACGAAGAUAUGGAAGCCGCGACUAAAACCACACGGCAUGAUGACGGAGCCAGUGAUCAAGCUGCAGUGGUGGAUCUCGUUGAAGAAAAUGGUGAUAAAUUUGUCGCUCAGGAAACAGAAUUCGACGGGACAACUCUGGAUGCUUCGAAAAUCAGUGUUAGUAAAUACUCGACCAGUGAAAAUGGCGACGACGGCGAUCAAUCAGAGGUGAAAAAGGAUGACACAGGUAAAGUCGAGGAUGUGGUUGUACCUCCGCCACGAAAGCUUGAACGUGUCAGACUCGCCGACAAAUCGAAAUCAAUGGAAGUAGUUCUCGGUAGGUCGAUUGAAGACUCGUUUGAUAAAGCUGCACCUCAAAAGGUUACGAAAACUGAGCCUCGACAGGUACAGAAAGUUUCGAGCGACGCAGAGAAAAUCGAAGUCCUGAAGCCAGCGUCCACCGAUAAGCAGAAGUCGGAAUCAUUGCUUGUCGUAAAACCAUCAGAAAAUAUCAGCCUACCUCUCGCCUCGCAAAACACGAAUGGAACGGUAAAAAAGGGAAAGAACAAAGCAGGACCCAGGCAGCCCACAAAGGAAGCCAAGCCACCGCCCCAGCCACUGGCAAAACAAUCCGAAAAGUCCAAAGUCAAGGUCCCUGAAAGAGAAUCAGAUCAAAAGUCAACUAAGUCAAAUGCUAAGCCAAAGAAACGGAUGGAGGCCUCCAUCACUCUGUCGGAACUGAACGACUUAUUACUGACCACACCGUCAUUUACGCCAAACUUUACCGCUAUAGAAAACCCCGUCUGCCAGCAGCACGGAAAAAUAUUUCUACGACAACUUCGUGGAUACAAAUUGUGGGCCUUGCAAAUGUUGGAUUCGAGCGCUAAAGUGCCAUCGGGCUUGUUACGCGGUAACAUAAAUCAGCUGGGCGACUUUGACCAAUGUCUGGGUGUCAAGGCGUACGUCAAGGUCGAUGAGAAGACGGUUAAGGUCCAGGGAAAGUAUUGCCUGGCAACUAUUGAUUUGCAGGCGACGAGACACGACACGAAAAUUCCUGUGAACUUUAUGCAGAGCCGAGCGUUCCUCAGAGCCAGCAUGAACGGGCCAUCGCACUUCAUUCCAAGAUUCACUACCGCUAACUGGGCACUUUGUGUUCCGGCUGCCUGCUCACCAGCGGACGUUCAAUCGGUGAUAAAGGACGCUCUUAGCGCUUACAACGAAUCAAUGGGACUAAGGUUUUCCAUCGGUGUUGACCCGGAUUCUUGCUACGUUAAACAGAAGGCGCAGCCGUACUCCAAGGAGACAGUUGCCAUUUUGUAUUUUUACGCGAUGACAGUGUGCCUGGUCUUGGUUGCGACGCUGCGUGAUUUUUUCCUCACUUUCGACAGGCCGGGCAGCUAUUCCGAAAGAAUUAUAAUGGCAUUCUCAUUGCGACGAACGACGACGUUACUACUGCAGGAUUCCCAAAGCGGGAACGACAUCCGAUGCAUACAUGGUAUCAGAACGCUGGCGACAAUUUUACUCUACGUGGCUCACAAACUGAUCCCCAUGUCCAGAAUACCUUUUGCAAACAGAAUAUCUUUAACUGAGGUGGCCAAUAAUCCGAUCAGUUCUAUUCUAAGGGUUUCGCUCGUAUACACGGACUCGUUCCUACUUCUGAGCGGAGUUUUAACCGCGUACAACAUGGCUAAGGAAUACAAUAAACGUGGGGAGAUUCGAUGGUUCUGUCGAUUUGUCACCAGGUUCAUCAGGUUAACACCAGUGCUUCUGGCUGUGGUGUUUUGGUACGCGUUUGUCAUGGAGCACGUGGGAUCUGGACCACAGUGGAACAGCGUUGUCAAGAGCAACGCUGAUCUCUGCAAGAAAAAUGCCUGGACCAAUUUACUUUACAUUCAAAAUUUCUUGCCAUUUGAAGAAAUGUGCGCCACGCACACGCAUCAGCUUGCUUUGGACAUGCAACUGUCUUUGAUAGCCCCGAUGCUGGUUUUCUUCCUCUACAACAAACCAGUAAUCGGUAUCCUUGUUAUACUUUUCCUGCUACAAGUAUCGGCAACUCUCCGCUAUCUGGCUACGACGAACAACUAUUUAUCUUUGGUUAUUUUUCACGGAAUGACGCUGAAGCACUUGUACAAAACGGCUAAUUUGACGUACGCGCUGCCAUUGCACCGAGCCACCCCUUACCUCUUUGGUACAGCGCUUGGCACACUCAUGCAUUACACCGGGAAGCAAGUUCGAAUUCACAAGAUACUUGUAAUUAUUGGAUGGGUAGUGGCUGCUGCCUUGGGAUUCUGGUCGUUAUUUUCCCCGUGGAGAUCGGCUAGAAGAGAUUACACUUAUGAUGUUGAGGAAGCAACUUAUUAUGCCGUGGUCCUGCCAGUGUUCUGGGCCAUUUCUUUAUCGUGGGUUAUAUUUGCCUCGUUUACCCAAAAUGGAGGAGUAUUAAACAGAUUUUUGUCCCACCAUUGGCUGGUGGUAUUGAGCAGGAUUUCUUACUCCGUUUACCUGACACAAUUUGCGGUAUUCUUCUACAACGUCGGAAUCACAAGGUAUACGGCAGAAUUCCAACUUCAUAGAUCCAUCGAUUUGUAUGAAGCAGCAGCCGUUAUCAGCGUAUCAGUGACAUUGACGCUGCUUCUGGAUUUGCCUAUGCAAGAAGUAAAGAACGUGAUAAUGGAAUUCACAGAUGGAUUGACGGUGGAUAAGGUCAGCAGCGUGGAUAAGGCUGAUGAAGAAACGACUGAGACUGAAAACCACAUAUUAGUAAAACAAGUAGAAAAAGACAGCGCACUAGCUGACGAAGAAGUUGAGUCCACUGGCUGGGAUUGGCAAAAGGACAUAGUUUCGAGCAGGAAUAUCGAGGAUGAAUAUCUAGAUGGUGAAGAAACACUUGACGUUCAGACAUUCAAGAAUGACCAUCCUAGAAGAAAAUCAUUCAUUAGACGCAACGCGGAGGAGGAAGAGGAAAUUCCCACGUGGGACUGGAUACAAACCCCUGUUAGAAAAAUACCAAGACGAAGCAACGACGAGGACAAAGAAGUGAGGAGGGAAAGGAGAAGCCUUAGUCGUCAGGAAAUAUUAGCGAACGACUACGUAGAUGAACCGAAAGCUCUAAAGAGAUCUUCCGUUCAACAACCACGGGACGAAGAUGUUUGCAGAAGAGAUGGACGGUCGCAGCCUAGAACUUGGGAAAGUAGAAAAACAAUGGUACAGGAUCUACAGGAAUCGUCAAGGAAUUUCAAACAGAGAGACGAUUCAUUCUUGAGAGCUGGUGACGGCAGAAAGUCAGACCUCAAGGAUCACGAAGUCCUAUCGAGGGAGUCAACGAAAGGAGAACGACCUUCAUCGAAAGAUACUGAUGGAGUCUCGGCUUCAAUGUGGAGACCGAUAGAGCAGCCGUCAUGGGAAUACGUGAACAGAGAGCGUUCAGCCUCUCAGAGCGCGAGAGAUGGGAAAAGAACAGUAACGAAAGGUUUGGAUGGACAAUCAUCAGCGCUCAGAUCGUCGACGGGAUCUUUGCCACGUGCAAGUGAUCUCCAGAGAAAAGUACUGAGUGAUACAGAAGAGCCGACAUAUUGGAAGAAGAAGCAAUUACCGGCGAAGGUCUUGCCGUUGGAAGAACCGAGGGUGAGUGACGAGGAGAACUGGGAAUACGAGCUGCGGUUACGAAGGCAGAAGAUAGGCAAGAUUUUGCCAUCCGAUGAAACUGGAACUGCGAGCGAAGAGGAGGACUGGAGCAUGCUGAGGAGACGAUCUUCAGCCGAAGGUAAAAUGGCUCUGUUGAACGACUCGUCAGAAAUAAAAAGUUUCGGCGCUUGGAGUAUCAGCAAAGUGCCAAACACGACCUCCGAUGCCUAUUCACACGAGCCGAGCGAAAGUGAGGAAGAAAAUGCGUACGAUGUUACUAGAAAUGAUUAUCGCGAGACUAGACCUCCAUUCCGAGAACGGUACGACACCCAGAGCGAAGACGAGACGAGCUGGAACCCGUCUAGGCAACAGUCACGCCCUGCCGUAAGUCCAACGACAUUUGUAGAUGAGGAAAAAGAUCCGUCGAGCUACGAUUUUAUGUUGAAAAAGGUAAGCAAACGGACGUCGCUGCAGAAUCUAGAUAGAAUUUCGCAGGAGGAACUGGAAGCGGAGGAGGAUACUGGGUGGGAUUUUGUCAAGGAAGAAAACGCUGAUAUGAGCGACAGCCAGACCACGUCAACUGGACUUUUCAAGCGGGCCUCCAUUAUCAGAAGUCAAGCGAGCGAGGAGGACCCGGAAUACGUAUUGCCAGAGCGGCCGAAGCUUGUUGAGCAGGAGCAGGAACAUCCCUUCAAAAAGGCAUGGCAGAUGCAGAAGUCCAGGUCAGAGGAAGAUGGCCCAGUAGGAUUCUUAGUCAAGGAUAAAGACGCCAGACCGCGGUCAGGUGGCUCGGAAGGACGAAAAGAUGCUCCGCAACAGGACGAGAUCAAACGUGCUAGGCCAUCAGCAGGAGGACAGAACGAAGACCUUAGUUACUUUGGAGGCGAUGAAGCGGAAUCGACUUCAGUCUCAUAUCCUGCUAGUAAUAGCGGUGAUAGUGCUAGUCUGGAUUGGAUUGAGGAUGAAGAACGCUCCACGGUUAGUGGGCUUGAGGAAACUGAGUUGGAGUCGACAGAGUCCGCAGAAAAAGAUGCGGAGUUCCUGACUGGAAAAAAGGAACAAAUGCGGUACUCGGAAGAGGCGAAUUGGGAAUGGAAUCAAGAGGAGACUUGACGGAUUUGGGCUGUGGUAUUGGGCAUAUGUUAUAACGGUGGCUGAAAGACAGUUAAAUACGUACAGCUGGUGCGAGAUGAAGAAUGAGAAGAUGAAGAAUAUGCAGAAGAAGCAGCGGGGUCCGAUUUACCGGAAAUUAUUCCGUACGUCUGAAGACGGGGACUCUUAAGUAUCCCAAUAUAUAGACAGGUCCAUCAUCACAUUAGGGUAUAAUACAUUAGAGGAAAUAGAUAUUUAUGCUCUUUAAAAGUACGGUUUUAUUUUGUAUCAGGCGUCUGUAGUAUUGGUAUCUUGGCUCUCAUUUUUCCUGUCGGUAUUUGCCUUUUGUCUCCCUGAAAUAAUGAAAAUAUACACACUAUGAUUUCAAUAUUAAA